Molecule: messenger RNA, 4872 nt
Organism: Erpetoichthys calabaricus (reedfish)
Lineage: Eukaryota; Metazoa; Chordata; Cladistia; Polypteriformes; Polypteridae
Gene: plcb2
Product: phospholipase C, beta 2
Exons: 32
Coding region: 89-3631 (1180 amino acids)
Biological process (GO): phosphatidylinositol-mediated signaling; lipid catabolic process
Molecular function (GO): calcium ion binding; phosphatidylinositol-4,5-bisphosphate phospholipase C activity
Source: RefSeq, a predicted model, not a curated record
GCGUGAGUGAGCAAUGCUCUAACCUGCAUUUAGCUGUCCCUUCACACAUCCUGCACCACAUAUACAGCACAUUAAAGAGGGCCUUGCAAUGGAAAAGGCUGCUCCAAUCUUGAAGGCGCCUGAAGUGAAAGAAUAUCUGAUCAAGGGAGCUCGCUUCACCAAGUGGGAUGACGACACUGGAGUCACAUCACCUGUAAUGAUGAAAAUGGAUCCAAAGGGCUACUAUGUAUACUGGACUCACCAGAACAAAGAAAUGGAGUUUUUAGAUAUUACAUGUAUUCGUGACACACGAGUAGGAAAAUAUGCAAAAAUACCCAAGACUCCAAAAGUUCGGAAUGUGUUCAAUCUGGAUUUUCCAGAGAACAACUACUUAGCAAAAACCCUGACAAUUGUUUCUGGUCCUGACGUGGUGAACCUUUCUUAUAGCAACUUUUUUGCUUACAAAGAAAAUAUUGCCAAGGACUGGGCUGAUGACAUACUGUCAAUUGCUUACAACCCAUUGACAAAUAAUGCCUGCCGACAAGUUUUCUUAGAAAAAAUAUAUGUUCGGAUUACUUUGCAAACAAAUAAAGAUGGGAAAAUCCCAGUCAAGAAUAUCUAUCAGAUGUUCCCUUCUGAUAGAAAGAAGGUGGAAGCAGCUCUGACCUCCUGUCACCUGCCAAAAGGAAAGAAUGAUUCAAUGAAGCCUGAAGAAUUUUCUGAAUCUGUCUACAAGAGUUUCCUGAUGCACCUUUGCCCAAGACCAGAAAUUUAUGAGAUUUUCACAUCUUACAAUACUAAAGCCAAACCAUAUAUGACCAAAGAGAACUUUUGCAAGUUCAUUAAUGAAAAACAGAGGGACUCACGGCUCAAUGAGAUUCUGUUCCCCAGACUGAAGCCUGAGCAGGUCAAGGCCCUAAUUGAGAGAUAUGAACCCAGCCAGGCAAAUGUGCAGAGAGGCCAGAUAUCUCCAGAAGGGCUACUCUUUUAUCUCUUGGGACCUGAAAACAGUGUGGUUGAUCCUGAGAAGCUUCUGAUAUACCAGAAUAUGGCACAGCCCCUUCCUCACUACUAUAUUAAGUCUUCCCACAACACCUACUUGACUGCGGGUCAGUUCUCUGGAGUUUCCUCCCCAGAGAUGUACAGACAGUGUCUUCUUACCGGCUGUCGCUGUGUAGAGCUUGAUUGCUGGAAUGGAAAGCCACCAGAUGAAGAGCCUAUCAUCACACAUGGCUUUACCAUGACAACAGAAAUAUUAUUCAAGGAUGUCAUUGAAGCCAUCGCAGAGAGUGCCUUCAAAACGUCUCAGUACCCUGUAAUCCUGUCCUUCGAGAAUCAUGUGGAUUCGGUCAAACAGCAAAAGAAGAUGGCAGAUUACUGUAAGAAUAUUUUUGGUGAGGCACUGUUAAUAGAUCCCUUGGAAAAGUAUCCGCUGAAACCUGGGCAACAGAUACCUAGUCCUAGCGAGAUGCUUGGCAAAAUUCUGAUCAAGAACAAAAAGAACCAGUCACGCAAUGAGAGUGCUCAAGGCCCAGCAAAGAAAAAUGUAUCUGGGGAUGCAAGUGGCCCAGAGCAGGACUCCAGUCAAAUGCCCACUACCCAAGAGAGUGAGCCGACUGAAGAAGCAGAGGAUCGUGAAGAAGUUGAUGAGGCAGUUGAGGAAGACGAGGAGCAGAUGAAGAAUUCCGAUGAGGGAACAGCUGGACAAGAAGUGACAGCUUUUGAAGAAAUGUCAGCGUUGGUAAACUACAUCCAACCCAACAAAUUUGUUUCUUUCGAACAUGCAAAAAAGAAGAAUCGUAGCUAUGUUGUCUCAUCCUUCGUGGAAACUAAAGCCAUAGAACUGGUCACCAAGUUCCCAGUGGAGUUUGUUGAUUAUAACAAGAGGCAGAUGAGCCGGAUCUAUCCCAAAGGAACUAGGAUGGAUUCGUCCAACUACAAUCCACAGAUCUUCUGGAAUGCUGGAUGCCAAAUGGUUGCCCUCAAUUACCAGACCAUGGAUUUUCCAAUGCAGCUGAACAUGGCCAUGUUUGAGUUUAACAGCAGGACUGGCUACCUGCUCAAGCAUGAUUUCAUGCGACGAACUGAGAAGAGAUUUGACCCUUAUGCUAUGGAUCGGAUUGAUGUUAUUGUGUCAAAUACACUAUCAAUUAAGAUCUACUCUGGACAAUUUCUGUCCGAUAAAAAUGUUAAAACUGCAGUUGAAGUGGAGGUGAUUGGGCUACCAGGUGACCCAAAGCGUAAGUACAGGACCAAGUGGACAUCAACGCCAAACUCAAUAAAUCCAGUUUGGAAGGAAGAACCUUUUGUGUUUGACAAGAUUCUAAUGCCAGAAAUGGCUUCCUUGAGAAUUGCAGUUUAUGAAGAAGGGGGGAAGCUUAUUGGACACAGAAUCAUACCAGUCCAUGUGUUGAGAUCAGGUUUUCAUCAUGUUUGCCUACGAAGUGAGAGCAAUAUGCCUUUGACAUUGCCAUCCUUGUUCGUGUACAUUGAAGUGAAGGACUAUAUCCCAGAAUCCUUUGCAGAACUUUCUGAUGUUUUGUCGAAUCCUCUAAAAUUUUCAGGAUCAGAGGAGAAGUCAUCUGUUAAAAAGAAAGCAGAGGAGCCUCUGAUUCAGAAGACUUCUGUCCAGCAGGAAUCCACCGGAGCGUGUGUCAGUGAAAUCACCACAUCAACGAUUACUCUUGUGUCAGGCGGUCCUUCAUCUGCCAUUGAUUCAUCUGUUAGUUGUCUGUCUUCACAACCUGCUGCCCUUGAGAACACUUCAAAACCAGUGACAGAUGCGAAGACAGCCUCUAUUGAGGAGGUCCAACAGAGUAAAGUGUUUGGAAAAUUUCUCAAGAAGCAAGAGAAGGAAAUCAAGGAAGUGGAUAAGAAGUUUCAGAAGAAGGAGGAAGAACUAACACAGAAAUACACCAGCCUGUUCAGUGAAAUGCAUAGUCAGCUGAAAAAGAAGAAACCUGGCUCCUUGAAGAACCAGAAAAAGAAGAGUGACAGCAUUGACCUUUCUGAACCAGCAGUUUUGCCAGACAGCAGCUCAUCUCCAAGGGUCACAGAGCUGAAGGAGAAGCUUCGGGCAGAACUAACAAGGCUACAUGAAGAGCAGCAUGAGCUUGUCAAAAAGAAAAGAGAGCAACAUGUUUCUGAGCAAACAGCCAAGCUUCUUGAAGUAGCAAAAGAGCAACAUGCCAGUGAGCAGAAAUCUUUGAAAGAUUCCCUUGACAGUGACAUGAAAGAGGUUAAGAAGAAACUGGAGGUGAAACGUAAUGAGAAGAUGAUCAAUCUGGCUAAAUCUGGUAGUGACAAAGUGACCAUGGAGAGAAAGAAAAAGGAGCUGAACAACACUUUCAUUCAGGACGUUGUGCAGAUGAUGCAGCGGUUUGCAGAGACUACUACUGUACAGCAGGAGAAGCUUGAAAAGAAACAAACUGCAACAGUGGAUGAAAUACAAGAAAAGGCAGACAAGCUUCUUCAGGAAGUGACCAAAGAAUUGGAAAGAAAAGCACAAGGCAUCUCAAAGGAAGUGCAAGAGAUUUUAAAUGGCUGCAUCUCCCCUUACUUCCCAGAGGAGGUUGAGACCCUCAAGGACACCAAAGUUCUUGAGAAUGGAACAAAUAAUGAUCAGCUUUGGGAAGAUGUUUACAUGGGGUAAAUCUUACCUUUAGGGGUCUUUGAGAUACUUAACAACAAGCAUGUAAUGGAGGAAUGGACCAGGAAAGCAUACACAAUAUGAGAGGUAGUAGUGGCAUACAAAAAAACAACUUAACAUUAGGCUUCACUCAGACUGGAAUGACAUGGCAGCUGUAAUGCAACAUGUGGGAAUACCACCAGCAUACCACUGGAGGAAUGAGACUGGACGGAGCCGGACCCUGUCUUAUUAAUGCCCUCUGUUUAUAUUUUUUUAUGUUCAAAGUCUGUGGUCAAUCUAUAAAUAUUUACAAGAACUCUUUAUUAAAGGGUGCAGAGUAAAAACAUUUAUUGAAAAUACGUCUUCAGUUUACUUUAGGUUAUCUUAUUGACAAUAUAGCCAGGUUUUUAGAUUGUAUAGUCUUUAUUUUGUUUUAUUUUUUAAUUUCUAUUUCUUUUGAGUUUAUUGUGGUAAUUUAGACAGUUUAUAGCCGUGCUGUCAGAUUUAUGCCAUGUAAUUGCAGUUAAUUUGAGAUUUUGUUUUAAGUGGCCCAUCUGUGGUGAAAAAGUGGUCAGCUGGGCCUGCUAUUGACAGUUUAGGAGUGGCUGGCCUGAGGAACUAACAUUGAGGAUGUAGUUGGUGUUAUAACUGAGACCUUGACCUUAACCUGGACAGCUGAUACCAGAUGUAGUGUGAUUAUUAUUGGUUCUUCUCGACUUGCAUGACUUGAGCUAGCCUUAAUGUUCCAGUGUUGGCUGUUCUUAAUGUGCGUCCUGGAACGUGAAAACUUCUGAACAUAUGAUAUCUGAAAAAUUUAUACUGGCUCAAAAUAGACAGAUAUAACUGAUACACAGAACAGAGAGAAUUUAUUUCAAAUGUAGAGAAGAUAGUUUAUGAUCAUUUUAGAUAUGUUGCACAGUUUAUUAGGUAAUGUUUCAUUACCAGUUUUUGAGCUAGUUUCAGUUCUUCAUGAAAUUUCUAAAGGUGUGUCUCUUUGUAUUCGGGAAAUUAACCGUUCUUGACCUCCUUCUGGCAUAGAAAUGCCAAAUAUGAUUAUUGACUGUAUUUGGAAGAAACACAAACAUUGUUGUCAUUUGUUUUAUCAACAUUUGGAUUUGAUUGUCUAAAUAUUGAGAACAAUGUUAUGUAAAUACUGUGUGCUCUAUAUGUUAAUGUUGAGUUGAUUCCAUAACUUAAUAGUUUGAAUUUGUUUGUGGAAUGGAUAACCUAAUAUCCUGAUGUUGAAUAAAUAAUGUAAACAAUGG